Messenger RNA from Verruconis gallopava, 1010 nucleotides. RefSeq lists its product as uncharacterized. Bases 1 to 780 code for a protein of 259 amino acids. Lineage: Eukaryota; Fungi; Ascomycota; Dothideomycetes; Venturiales; Sympoventuriaceae. The record is from RefSeq and is a predicted model, not a curated record. Gene Ontology annotation, molecular function: protein binding. The transcript has a single exon.
AUGGCUUCUUCUGAAACGGCAAGCACGAGACUCUUCAGAAGUCCUGAACUCGUCGAUCUCGUCUUCGAACAUCUGAACAAACAGUCUCUAUUUCAGAUGCAGUAUGUCUGCCGCUUCUUCAAUUCGCGUAUCAAGCACGUGAAGUCUCUUCGCAGGAAACUGUUUCUCUACGCUGAUCAGUCUGAGAUCAUCGAUAACAGGGGCAAUAACACCACGCGGAUCCACAGUCUAAAGUUGAACCCGUUCCUCUACUCCAUAAACGCUGGCCAUAAACCACAUGAUGAUGAUCCAGACUCUGUGUUAUGUAGGCUGCCUUUUCCGCAACGCUUGGUCGUCUCACCUGACACGAGUAUCCGCUGGGCCAUACAUAGGACAUGCUUCCUGCUCUUUGUUCCAGCCUCGCUGAAGCACGACGUGGUUGUUAAGGCUUCCUACCGUGACAUGUAUCUGACUCAGCCACCAGUCACGCGAGUUCUUCUUUACUGUCCUGACAAGGUCGCCAUCGAUCGUGGCGGCAUCGCUGACCGUCAGGCUAUUUCGACUCCGUUGGAUAACGACGCUGGGAUUAAGGUCGGAGAUGUCAUUGAUGCGAUUCUCGAGUAUGCUGACCGUGAAUAUCUGCGAAUUGCACCUUACGCGAUUCAAGUCGUCUAUUCAAACUUAGGUGAAGACGGACGCAAGUUGUACAAGACACUUGUCGAGCAACAUUACUUCGAUUGGAAGGCUGAAUUUGGGCUCGGCCGAACGCACGAGGCUCUCGCUUCAGAUAGUGAAGAGUGAACGAUUUGUCUUGGGACCCUUUGUGCUCGCCACAAUACAAAGUACCAAAAAGCUAAUCAGGAGAAGUGCAGAAUUCACAUCAAAUGCAGAUGAGCAGCACUCUAUCACAGAAACACGGCUUUAACCCUCACUCGUAGCAUAAUCUUUAGCUAGCUUUAUGGACUAGAAGGGUCACUUUUCUCCAUCCACCACACAUGCAGUGGCGUCGCAUGCUUGCAAUGCUCCGGUAG